Belonocnema kinseyi is the source of this 5689-nucleotide messenger RNA. It is a transcript of the gene Ac3, whose product is annotated as adenylate cyclase type 3. The transcript has 9 exons. Gene Ontology annotation, biological process: adenylate cyclase-activating G protein-coupled receptor signaling pathway; cAMP biosynthetic process; intracellular signal transduction. Gene Ontology annotation, molecular function: adenylate cyclase activity. Lineage: Eukaryota; Metazoa; Arthropoda; Insecta; Hymenoptera; Cynipidae. The coding region runs from base 1089 to 4067 and encodes 992 amino acids. The record is from RefSeq and is a predicted model, not a curated record.
CCCAACCUGACUGUAGACCACGAUCUGCCGCCACGGACCGAAUCCUACACCUCGCCGAUGAGGUGGGUGAGAUCUGCUCGCCCGCUUCGCCUCGGUGAGGUGAUGCUGGUCUAGUGUACAAUCCCAGCUCUCCAGGAUCGUCCUUGAAAACAAAAUUUUUCCUGGGAAUAUGAAUAUAAAUUCAUGUUCUCACCUGGAGCGAGUGAAUAAUACCGGUAUUUGGACGAUUUGUGGGGAAAGUGGGUGACUUGUUCGAUAUUUGGGUUUAAAGUUUGCGAGAGGGGAAGAUUCGCGAAUUUGAAGACCUAGAUCUGAAAUCAAGUUUUUGGUGUGGGAUUGAAGAGAAUAUAAGAAUUUGGAAAUAGUAGCUAGUCUUCUGUUCAUCAAUUUGAUUUUGGCGUCUGUUGCAAGAUUGAAAAGCUGGGAGACCUUGAACUUCAAGCUGACGAUUGUGGGAUAAAGGGUAUUGAGAAGGCAGAUUAGAAGAUUUUUGUAAUAUACUGAGGUGACGGAUCUUUAAAUAUUCAGUGACUGGUGUGGAUUGAAAAUUAGGAGUCUCGUCUGAUAUUCUGAUUUAAAAAACUUAUAUGAGUUCUUAAUGUAUUAUUUAAGUUAACUUAAUAAUGAUUUUAGUUUAAAAGUUAAAUUUAGAAUCUCCAUUGAAAGUUCUGCAUUAGGAUUGUAAAUAAAAACCCUGUGGAAGAUCUUGGUUAAUCUUGAUUCAAGGACAUCAUAAUUUAAAGAUCCUGAUCAGAAAUUCUAAUAAAAAGGUCGUAUAUCUUAUGAUACUAUUUGGAAAGCUGUAAUGAAACAUCAAAUAUUGAGAACACCAAUAGAACAUCCUAAUUUGAAGAUUCUGGUUAAAUUCUGUGGAUCUUGAUUUAAAAACAGAGAUUCAGGAUUCGGAUACCGGAAACCCUGAUAGAAGGAUCUGUUUUUAAAACACUACUAGAAGAUCCUGAUUUGAAGAUUUGAUGAAGCUAAUUUGAAGAGUAAAAGAACAUCCUGAUUUGAGGAUCACACGAGAUGUCAGUAGGUGAAAGAAGUUUUCUCUCUAACUGAUCAAAAAAUAGAAAAUUUAGACAGACAUGUCGCAGAGACCUGAAACCUCAAACGAGGAGUCGUACCUUAAUUCAGGUCGACCUUCGAACCUCCUGAAGACGAGCUUCUCCAGCUCUCAUCUGGAAAAACUCUACAGGCAAUCAUCUUUGCAACAAAGAAGAAAUGGAUUAAAAUGUUUUUUGAUCUCAGCGAUUAUCCACAACGUGUACACCUUGGCCCUGCCGGAAUUAGAGCUGGUGAUAAGAGGGCUAACCGUGAUCUUUAUAGGACUGAAUUUAGCAUUGUUGGCGUGGGCCGAAAGAGGAAUCAAGGCGAGAGGUUAUCUCUGGUUUGUGAUGCCUCACGUGGCCUGGCAACUGUUUACCGCCCAGAUCCUCACUCAGCUGUUUCUCAAGUCCACGGACGUGAACCACAGAGACGGCCUAGGAUGGUUGCUGCUAUUGUUGUAUCUGAUAUUUGCAACUCUUCCACUCAGACUUCCGCUUUGUUUGUUUCUGGCCAUGGGAACGACGCUGGUUUACAUUGUAGCAGUCUUCGGCCUCUCCAAGUCACCGGUGUUAUCCGACAUCGACGUCCUGAUCCUGACGGUGACUUUAUCACUAGGUGCCGUUGCUCUGGGUGCUUCAACUUAUUCCCUGGCAGAAUUUCAGCAACGUCGAGCUUUUCUCGAAACCAGACAAAGUCUCGAAGUUCAGCUAAUCAUUGAGGAACAAAGCGCAGAGCAAGAAAGACUACUUUUAAGCGUGCUUCCAGAACACGUUGCCGUGAAGAUGCGUCAGGAUCUCGGCGCAUCCCUUGACACCCAAUUCAAAAAAAUCUACAUGUCAAGGCACGAAAAUGUGUCAAUACUUUAUGCUGAUAUUGUUGGAUUUACUGCCAUAUCUUCUACUUACAGUGCCAGCGAACUUGUCAAAAUCCUCAAUGAACUUUUUGCCCGUUUCGAUCAACUCGCAGAAAGGUACGAGCAGUUGCGCAUCAAGAUUCUAGGUGAUUGUUACUACUGUAUAAGCGGAGCCCCAAUUGAGCGACCCGAUCAUGCCGUCCUCUGUGUCCACAUGGGUUUAUCCAUGGUGGAUGCAAUCAAGUAUGUCCAGCAAAAAACCAAAAGUCCUGUGGAUAUGAGGGUUGGCAUUCAUACGGGGGCUAUCCUCGCUGGUGUUCUUGGGCAGAGACAAUGGCAAUUUGACGUUUACAGCAAAGACGUCGAACUUGCGAAUAAAAUGGAAAGCAGUGGAAUGACAGGGAGAGUUCAUAUUUCAAAUGCGACUCUGAGCUUCCUAAGCGACGAAUUUGAGGUAGAGCCAGCUUAUGGUGAGAAACGCGAGGAGAUACUUCAAAAAGCUGGCCUUGUCACGUACUUCAUUGUCAGGGCCCUCAAACCUUUCAAGCCUGCUCUGACCAAAAGUCUUGCUUCGCUUGUCGAUGCAGAAUAUUCUCACAAUGUCGUGUCCAGCAGUGAUGGCAGAAAUAAAGAGGAUUCGGAGGAUUUUAGGCUGCGACUUCGCAAAGAACUUGAUAGCAGAAUUGGUGAAACGGAGCUGAAAGGUCAUGCCUCGUGGCUGACGCUGCAUUUUAAGGAUCCUGAUUUAGAAAAAGGAUUUCACAGUGCAGAAGAGGCAUUUUCACCACUUUCGCUUCUCGGUGGACCCUUGGUAUUAGUCUGCGCAGCCCCAGUAUGGAAAUUCCAGUACUCCAGUCGAUUCACCUAUGGAGGUGCGGGGGUAGUCACGCUCUUUGGAAUAGUUUUGGCAGGUGCAACCUGCCUUGGUAGCGCCGUGCGAGCAAGGUGGCUACGAAGAAUUUUAGCUCUCCUUAUGAUUUUUUCACUCAGCGUCUUUGUGCUCCUCGAUAUGGCCAAUUGCGCUACCAUCGAGGAGGUCGAACAAACGCCAGAUGGAUCGACAAAGGUGCCGAUGAAAUGUCCAUAUCCCUCCUAUUAUUCUUAUAUUGGCGUUCUUGCGCUAAUUGUAAUAUCUAUGCCUGUGUACAUAAGUUACCUUGGAAAAUCCAUGUUGAUGUUCAUGCUGGCCGGCGCUCAAUGUGGAUUAAAUAUAAUCCUAGGACCUAAUUUAGACAGAGAAGAUUCAAAACCACCAGGAUCAAUGGCCGUUUCUCUCAAAUAUUCACUUUCUGCCAUCUUACUAACCAUUGCACUUGCACUGGUAGUGGUCACAAGAUACACUGAGAAGGCUAGGAGGAUACUUUUCCUGAGGGGACGUGAAGUGGUUGCCCAAAGGGAGAGAGCGGCUGACAUGAAAAGAAGAAAUGGUGCUCUUAUUUACAACAUUCUUCCACCCCAUGUGGCUGCUUACUUCUUGUCUAUGACAAGACAUCACGAUGAUUUGUACAGUCAAAGUUAUGCGGAAGUGGGUGUCCUCUUUGCCAGUAUGCCCAACUUUGCUGACUUUUAUAGUGAGGAGAGUAUCAACAAUCAAGGUCUCGAGUGCCUGAGGUUCUUGAAUGAGGUCAUUUCGGACUUCGAUGCUAUUCUCGAUCGAGAGGAGUUUCGAGAUAUUAUCAAGAUCAAGACGAUAGGUUCGACCUACAUGGCUGCGUCUGGAAUAACUGAUUCAACGAAUCAUGAGGGUGGACCCAAAUGGGGGCAUCUUUCGACACUCGUUGAUUUUGCCUUAGAAUUGAAAAAGGCCCUUUCAAGUAUCAACGAACAGAGCUUUAAUCAUUUUGUUUUAAAAAUGGGAAUCAAUCACGGCCCCAUAAUAGCAGGUGUCAUUGGAGCCAGAAAACCUCACUAUGACAUUUGGGGAAAUACUGUCAAUGUAGCUUCUAGAAUGGAAAGCACUGGAAAAGUUGGUCACAUACAGGUGACUGACGAGACUCGAAAAAUCCUGGAGCCAUUCGGAUUUGGAUUUGAGGAACGAGGAAUGGUUUUUGUGAAGGGUAAAGGUCAGCUACUCACUCAUUAUCUAAUGACAAAAGACGGAGUUCCAUUGAAGCUUGACAGUGAUUUGCCAGUAGAGCCAGCUCAUCCGAUCAUUUACCAAUAGAACAGUUCUGAAAGUCUUACUCAGUGAGAAAUUGCUGAGACUAACAAUUGGUGCAAUAUUGGACCAAUGAUGGCCGUCAAUAUAUUAAAUUAUAAGUUACAAAUUGUGAACUAAACUCAAACAAUAAUAAUUGAUACUAAUUUACAAUUAAUAAAAAAUAAUAUUCGUUUUAUUGGACCAAUAAUUGGCUGCAUUGGUAUCCAAUAUUGACCUAAUAUUGGACCAGUAGUAGAUUUCCCACUGAGUAACGAUCACGCCGACAGGAUUUUUUCUCUCCGUUUCACGACGGAAAGGUUCGAGAGUGCAAACAAAUCUUCGAGACUUCGAUCGCGGCGACUCCAGUCGGCGACUUGGUCGUCUAAAAAUAAUCAACAAAGAGGUGUACAGCUUUAACCCCCAGUGUCCCUGCUGUCGCCAUUGCAUUCUGAAAUUUUAGGGACACCAUGGAAAAUUGGAUUCAUAAAGGAAUAAAACAUUUAUAAAUGUUCACUGGCUGUCUGGUAGACCUCAUUAAAAUGUUAUCUAAAUCUAAUGGAGUGGACAAAGUGCUGUUGUACCUGAAACGAUUUCUGUAUCUUGCAAAUGAGUUUUGUACAAUUUGGGUCAGAGUUAGUUUGAUAGAAUCUAGGAUUAAUUUUAAUAUAUAUUUAAAUGCAUCAAAUCUUCUAGGAAAUUUUCUCAUGGUCUGGAUAUAAGUAGAAAUAAUUUCUUAUCAACAAUAAUGAAGAUAACGAAUGCAUUGGAUUCUGAUUAUCAUAAAUUGGAAUAUUGGAUUAUGACAGAGAUGUGUAAAUUAAAAUUUAUUUGGUUUAUAGACAAUUUUCGACGUUUCUUUAAUGUGAAUAAAUCUUCAAGUAACUAAUAUCUUUCAAGCUUCUGUGAAUCAACUCGUUCUGUGUGGAAUUGUGAAAAAUUCCUUUUUAUGGCCUUUGCCUCAUCGAAUGUACCUAUUUAAAAAAACUAUAGGUGACUAAAGAAGACAUCCAGUGGACAUUGACUAGAACAUCCUGAGGAUGUUCGGUCCAUAAAACUCACCGAGAUUCAUUAUCAUUCUUGCUACCUCUAUAUCAUCACAAAUGUACCUUCAUAAUGUGUCAUCAUCGCUACAAGCGUUACGACGAAUUCUUGCUGUAUAAUUGCUCUUUCAACAAUUACCUUUUUUGCUUUAGUCUAUAAUUGUUAUGAAAACAUUCAUUUGAAACUAAGCCUAUAUAAAUGGUAAUAGAAGGGAGAAAAUUGAUUUAAUACAAUGGAGCAUUCUAAGGACAACUCAAAACUACCUAAUUGUAGUUUCAAGUUCUAAAAUUAUUUACUUUUGAUAUCAGCAAACCUAGAAAACAUCCAAGUAAUCUGAGUCUUAUUUAAGUAACGAUUACUAAAGAAUCCGCGGUUCUGCGCAGACAUAUCGUUUGAGAUGGAACUGCAAAUCUAUAAAAUCAUACAAUUUAGAAUUUUAAACGUUUAAAUUUUAAAACUUUCAACUUGAACUUUAAAAUGUUGUAAUUUCAGCUUCUCCAAUUUUCAAGAAUAUCCUACACUUGCCAAAUGUAACUAUUCUAUGCUGGGAUCUUUAAAUAUUUAAUUAUUUGGAAUUACAGAGCUGAAAAUGUAACAAUCUGAAA